CCUCCAAUCUUCAUUGAGUAUUACCGUUGACUGGAAUUUAACCGUUAUAUAUACAUACAGUACCUACCUACCUACCUACCUACAUACCUACCUGAGUAUUCUACGCCGCGAAUCCCAUAUACCGAAAAGAAGAAGGAACUAGGCCCUGUUCUUUUUCUCCUCUUCAAUAUAAAAAUAAUUAUUAUUGAGGUGUCCAUUCCUCCACCCGCCUAUCUGCUACUCGCUACCUGACACCCGUGAACCUCUCCCUACUACGUACCUAGUAGGUAGGUAUAUACCUAGGUAUAUAUAACACAUAUACCGGUCACGGUUCCAUCCGCCGCGAUGAAAUCCGCCAAACUAUUCUACCUAUCACUAUUUGCGCUCUGGGAAACCCCCGGCCAAUGUAAAGGCAAAGAACCUCCGGAGGAUGCAUGCGCAAUAUCUCCUCGCGCCAUCGUCUCUGACGCCUGUGCUUCUUAUUCCACGCUCGAGAGACUGAAUAGCCAAGUCAAACCUGUCCUAGAUGAAUUAACCAGAGAAACCGACUUCUUUUCCCACUACCGCCUCAACCUAUUUAAUAAAAGAUGUCCUUUCUGGAACGACGAGAAUGGCAUGUGUGGCAACAUUGCAUGUGCUGUGAACACGAUAGACAACGAAGAAGAUAUACCCAAAAUAUGGAGAGCAAGCGAAUUAAGUAAGCUAGAAGGGCCCUCGGCAAAGCAUCCUGGGAAAAAGGCACAAAAAGAGCGACCAAAGAAGCCUUUACAGGGCUUGCUAGGAGAGGAUGUUGGCGAGAGUUGCGUGGUAGAGUACGACGACGAAUGCGACGAGCGAGAUUACUGUGUGCCAGAAGAUGAAAGCACAAGCAGCAAGGGCGACUAUGUCAGCUUAGUCCAUAACCCUGAGCGUUUCACGGGCUACGCCGGCGAAGGUGCCAAGAUGGUGUGGGAUGCCAUCUACCGGGAAAACUGUUUCCAAAAAUCUUCCUUUCCCCAUUCUGCCUCUCUUGGGAUCAGUCCUGUAGCCAAGGGGCCGGCGGCGCAAGAUUUCCGCAACGUACUCCAAGAUGCGGAGCGACAGCACAUGAUACAGCAACAUCAGCAAAACCCAAGCACUACAUUUACGCAAACUGGGUUGGAGACGGAGGGCGAAUGUCUAGAAAAACGCGUUUUCUACCGUGUGAUAUCUGGCAUGCACGCGAGCAUCAGCACCCAUCUCUGCUGGGACUUCUUGAAUCAAACUACCGGCGAAUGGCAGCCCAACUUAGGUUGUUAUAAAGGCCGACUACACACCCACCCUGAGCGAAUCUCCAACUUGUACUUCAACUACGCACUUCUUACCCGCGCAAUUGCCAAGAUUGGUCCUCAUUUGCAAAGCUACACAUUCUGUACGGGAGAUCCGGAGCAAGACGCUGCUACCAAGGCCAAAGUUCUUGCUGUGACUCAAGGCGCGGCUUCUGUCCCUCAGAUCUUCGACGAGAGCCUCAUGUUCAAAAACGGCGAGGGCCCAUCCUUGAAGGAGGACUUUAAAAACAGAUUCCGGAAUGUUAGCCGGGUUAUGGACUGCGUGGGUUGUGAUAAGUGUAGGCUCUGGGGUAAAUUGCAGACUGCCGGGUAUGGCGCAGCUCUCAAAGUCUUGUUCGAAUUUGACAAUGACAGCGAGGAUAUCCCGGUGCUGCAACGCACGGAGCUUGUCGCCCUAUUCAAUACCUAUGCUAGGCUAAGCAGCUCUAUGAGGGCUCUUGUCGGUUUUAGGAGCAUGGUAGAGGCCGAGGAAAAGCCCAACGUGGACACGAUCCCCGAUCGGGCCAAGAAACCACAUGCAGUCGGCAUCUCGCAGAGUCGACCAGAGGCUACCUCAGAGACUGCUCAAGAGGUUGACCAAGAGCCCGACAAUGACGAUGAAUGGGAUGUGGAAGACGAUGUGCCGCCGAAACGAGAGCGCCCCCAGCCGACGGUUGGUGAGGCCUUCAACGAAGAAUUCUCCAGGGUAAUGAAGGCGUUCAAACUUGUUUUGAAAGGCUGGGUUACCUUUCCAAAGACUAUGUUUUUGAUCGCUCUGUCGGAGCUGAACCGUCUCUGGCAAUUCUUCAUCGGGCUGCCGGUUUCACCUCGCAACUGGAGACUGGAGCGGCCCAGUCUAGACGAGCUAUGAAGGAAAUAAAUCUUGCAUACCUAGCUCGGAUUUUUGAUGGGGAAAAAAAGCGUAUACAGGAUUUGACUCUGGCGUUUCUCUUAUACCUGCAGCAAUACUGGCGAAAAGCACCAUAGCUUGCAUCCAUGGGACGGAGUUUUGUUUGUUUUGGGCUUGGGUUUUGUGUGUUUGGGCUACCUACCUACCUACCUACUCAAGCGUUGGAAUUUGUAUUCCAGACAAGUAUUGGUGUAUAGAUUAUUACUAUUACUAUGUGCAUAGCAAAUACACCUAGUUUAUAGAUACCUACUUAUACAUAUAAAUAUCCUACAAA
Molecule: messenger RNA, 2449 nt
Organism: Hypoxylon fragiforme
Lineage: Eukaryota; Fungi; Ascomycota; Sordariomycetes; Xylariales; Hypoxylaceae
Product: endoplasmic oxidoreductin
Exons: 3
Coding region: 325-2136 (603 amino acids)
Biological process (GO): protein folding in endoplasmic reticulum
Cellular component (GO): endoplasmic reticulum; endoplasmic reticulum membrane
Molecular function (GO): FAD binding; thiol oxidase activity; protein-disulfide reductase activity
Source: RefSeq, a predicted model, not a curated record